Molecule: messenger RNA, 2597 nt
Organism: Poecilia latipinna (sailfin molly)
Lineage: Eukaryota; Metazoa; Chordata; Actinopteri; Cyprinodontiformes; Poeciliidae
Product: estrogen-related receptor gamma-like
Exons: 8
Coding region: 363-1682 (439 amino acids)
Biological process (GO): regulation of DNA-templated transcription
Cellular component (GO): nucleus
Molecular function (GO): zinc ion binding; nuclear steroid receptor activity; sequence-specific DNA binding
Source: RefSeq, a predicted model, not a curated record
UCCACCCCGCAUUUAAAGGGGGGAGCAUUCAGCUGGGUCCUCCCUCCACUCCCCCCCUCCCUUAGACACACUUUCUGUCUGACACGCUCACUCAGGACUCCCCUGUGAGCGAGCCGGGGCAGGUGAACUCAGCACUGGAUCUGAGAGAGAUGCUGAGAGGAAGGAAAGAGGGAGAGGGGGGAAAUCUGUGUGUGUGUGUGUGUUUAUGAAUUUGUGUGCACGCUGCUGCAUCGCUGAGCUACAGAGACCGGAGGCGAGGAGAGCUGGAGUGUUUGUCCUUGAGACCGACUGACUGCAGCUGAAAAGCAGAGCCACUGACCAGCCGACCAGCCAGUGGAUGAAACUGACAGCAGCCAGGCAGAAUGUCAGUGAGGGGCUUGGACCCCGCCUGUCCCACCUCAAUAAAACGGGAGCCCUCCAGCCCCAGCCCCAGCUCUCAGGGCGACGCCAGCCCAGCUCAGCCCAGUCCAGGUAGCUCCUCGUCGGAUACAAACUCCAGUUACGGUCUCCUCACCAAGGGCCUCAGUCACAACAACGGGCUGGACUCGCCGAGCCUCUGUGGUCACGCGGCCAGCUUGGCCAACAACGGCGGAACCACCAGGAGGUUUGGGGAUGACGAGGGCCAAGUGAAGUGUGAGUUCAUGCUGGGUACUGUGGCGAAGCGGGUGUGUCUGGUGUGCGGUGACGUGGCCUCUGGCUAUCACUAUGGUGUGGCUUCAUGUGAGGCUUGCAAGGCCUUUUUCAAGAGGACCAUCCAGGGUAACAUCGAAUACAGCUGCCCAGCUUCCAACGAAUGUGAAAUCACCAAGAGAAGGAGAAAAUCCUGCCAAGCCUGUCGAUUUGUGAAGUGUCUGGCAGUGGGCAUGUUGAGAGAAGGCGUGCGCCUGGACCGGGUUCGAGGAGGCAGACAGAAGUACAAGAGGAGAAUAGAUGCUGAGAACAGCCCCUAUCUGCACCCACAGAACAGCUUGCCACAGAAAAAAACAUUUUUUGUAGGUGCAGUGGAAAACAAGGUGGUGUCCCUGCUGCUAGUAGCCGAGCCGGAGAGCAUCUUCGCCAUGCCGGACCCCACGGUACCCGAGAGCGACAUCAAGGCUCUGACCACGCUGUGCGACCUGGCAGACAGAGAGCUGGUGGUCAACAUCGGCUGGGCCAAACAUAUCCCUGGCUUCCCCACCCUCUCCUUAGCCGACCAGAUGAGCCUCCUGCAGAGCGGCUGGAUGGAGAUCCUGAUCCUUCGGGUGGCGUUUCGCUCGCUGGUCAUGGAGGACAAACUGGUUUAUGCCGAGGACUACGUUAUGGACGAGGAGCAGUCCAAACUGGCCGGGCUGUUUGAUCUGAACAAUGCAAUCCUGCAGCUGGUAAAGAAGUACAAAAGCAUGGGUCUGGAAAAGGAGGAGUUUGUGCUCCUCAAGGCCAUCGCUCUCGCAAAUUCAGACUCCAUGCAAAUCGAGGACUCUGAGGCAGUUCAGAGACUUCAAGACGUCCUUCACGGGGCCCUGCAGGACCACGAGGCCACGCACCACCCCGAGGACUGUCGGCGCGCCGGGAAGCUGAUCAUGACCCUCCCUCUUCUCCGUCAGACGGCCGCUCGCGCCGUCCAGCAUUUCUGCAGCAUCAAACAGGACGGCCGCGUGCCGAUGCACAAACUCUUCCUCGAGCUCCUCGAGGCCAAAGCUUGAACAGGAACAGAUCCGUCCGCUGCUUUGUGAGAAGAAGCGAGGCGUGUCGGUAAAUAGUGGGUUCGCGACUCUUGUGUAUUCGUCCAUUUUAGCUCGCAUCCUAAUUAACGUUCUUUUCUUUCCUUGUUUUUUUUUGGAGACACAGCCCUCCUGUUUCCUAUAAAAACGGCGAAAUUGGUUCAAGUGUGCUAACCCGUUGACUUAUGGGACAGGUGGCUUAAAAGCAGAAGAAUCGCGCCUUCUUCAGAUAUUUACAAUUGUAUGCCAAACCUUAUUUCUUUAAAAUCAUUUUAAGAAACACUUGAUACUUGAAGAUCCUUCUGGAUUAUUUUUGCUCAUCUUGAAGCCUGGCUUCAGUAUAAUCUGAUGCAGUAUAAUCUGCAUCCUAGCAGUUUAGAGAACAUUUAUGAUAAGAAUUUUUUUUUUCUUUGUUGUAAUGGUAGUUAUAUACUGUUAGUCUUGCCAAAGAGUAAAGACUCUUUAUUAUUGAGUUAUACCAGCAGAUGUCCAUGAUAUUUUGAUGUGGCCUAUGAAAUGUUCAUAAGACCCUGCUCCCUCGCUUUAUUGUAUAGCAAAAACAUCUAUCUCCAUUCAUGCACAUGCGAAGGAGGGGAUUAUUAUUAUUAUUAUUAUUAUUAUUAUUAUUACUAGCAUUAAUAUUUUACCAGGCAUUUUCAGGGAAAGAGUACUUAUCUUCACGAUGCAACAGUACUACAGCAAAGCGAUAUUUAUUUAUUUGUGGCUCUGUUCUGUUUCUUUUAUUUUACAAAUGGGGCUGUUGCAGCUAGAGGAUAAUUUUUUAAGAUUUGUAGCUAAUAUUAUUGUGAGAUAAUUUUUUACUAGCUUCUCUGCUGCAGCACUGGUAACUGACACCAUAUCAUGAUAUUACCAUUGAAGUGCAGUCUGUGCAUAAUA